Messenger RNA from Perkinsus marinus ATCC 50983, 1045 nucleotides. RefSeq lists its product as hypothetical. Gene Ontology annotation, molecular function: phosphate transmembrane transporter activity. Gene Ontology annotation, biological process: mitochondrial phosphate ion transmembrane transport. Gene Ontology annotation, cellular component: mitochondrial inner membrane. The transcript has a single exon. Lineage: Eukaryota; Perkinsozoa; Perkinsida; Perkinsidae. The record is from RefSeq and is a predicted model, not a curated record. The coding region runs from base 1 to 969 and encodes 322 amino acids.
AUGUCCUCUACCACUACUCCCGUUGAGAAGUGGAAUUCCCGAUUUGCCGGGGCUGUCCCCCACAACACUGACUACUAUCUGAAGUGCCUGGCUGGCGGCGCUUUGGCCUGCGGCACGACCCAUACUAUGAUGACCCCUAUUGAUGUCGUUAAAGUGAACAUGCAAGUGAACCCUUCCAAGUACCGUGGUCUUUUGUCGGGUCUUGGGACUCUGACAGCUGAGGAGGGUAUUCGUUCCGGGGCCCUAAAGGGCGCUGCUCCCACAUGCAUUGGGUACAGUUUCCAGGGUAUGUUCAAGUUCGGUUUAAACGAAGUGUUCAAGGACCAGUACAAUACUCUCGUUGGCGAGGAGAAUUCCAUCAAGUACCGUGGUCUUAUCUGGGCCGCUGCUGCUGCCAGCGCUGAGUUUUUCGCUGAUGUUUUCCUUUGCCCUUGGGAAAUGAUCAAGGUCAAGAUGCAGGCGUCUCCCAGCGGUACUUUUCCUCUAGGUCUUCGUGGUGCUUGGAAGGAAAUGGCCGCUAACAAGACCGUCACUGGCUUCCCUAUGGGUUCCCUCGUUCCUCUGUGGUACCGUCAAAUUCCCUAUACUGUUGUUAAGUUCGUUGGCUUCGAGUACACGGUCGAGCAGAUGUACAAACAUAUCUUCACUCGCCCUAAAGAUUCCUAUUCGAAGGCCACUCAGCUUGGCAUUACUUUCGCCUCGGGUUACAUCGCUGGUAUCGCCUGUGCGAUCGUAUCACAGCCAGCAGACAAUUUGGUCUCUCAAAUGGCUAAGGCUGAGAACCAGUCGAAGUCGUUCAUGGAGAUGGCCCGAGCCCAAGGUGUGAAGAAUCUAUUCCUGGCUGGUCUUGGUCCCCGCAUCAUCAUGAUUGGUACCCUCACGGGCCUCCAGUGGUGGAUUUACGACACUUGGAAGUCGGCCAUGGGUUUCGGCACUUCUGGUGGUGCUGCUGUUAAGAAGCAAAAUUGAGCUGGUGGCGAUUUCCUUGUUACUCAGAGUGUCUGUCGUCGUUGUCAUCAUCGUUAUGAUUACACGUUACGCGUUC